AUGGAUCGCUUUAAAAUGAUUUUUCAGUACUUCCAGUCCAACUCAGAAUCGGUGAUGAAUGGAAUUUGUGGGCUUCUAGCGCUGGCUAGUGUGAAAAUCUACAAUUCCCUAGACUUCAACUGCCCAUGUCUUCCCAGAUAUAACAUGAUGUAUGGCAUGGGGAUAAUGUUUGUGCCUCCAAUUGCUCUCUUCCUUUGUGGCCUCAUUUUGAACAGGCAAUCGGUAAUAAUGAUUGAGGAAUGGCGCAGACCUACCGGACACCGGAAAAAAGACUUGGCGAUUGUAAAGUAUAUGUGCACCUUUGUGUUUACAAGAGCUAUGGUGGCUCCUGUGGUGUGGAUACUGACUACGCUGUUGGAUGGAAAUUGCUUUGUCUGUGCAUUCAGUGGCUCUGUAGAUCCUGACAAAUUUCCAGGCUUUGCCAACAGCUCUUCACCAGAAACGCAGCACCUGCUGUACAAGGUGCCCUGUAAGGAGGAUGUCCUAAUCAGGAACAAUACUUCAAGGAAAGCAGUAUCGAGAUAUUUGAAAUGCUGGUCACAGGCUUUAGGAUGGGGCAUUCUGUUGAUCUUAAUUAUUCUGGCAUUUCUGGCUCGCUCGCUUAAGCCUUGCUUUGACCAAACUGCCUUUCUACAAACACGCUACUGGAGCAACUACAUUGAUAUCGAGCAAAAGAUCUUUGAUGAGACAUGCUGCGAACAUGCACGGGACUUUGCCCACAAAUGUAUCCUCCAUUUCUUUCAAAGCAUGCACAAUGAAAUGAAGGUAGCCAAUUUUACCAAGAAGUCAGAGGAUGAAGAAGACCACAUCCAUGGAAUUACUGACAAGGAGCAGGUUAACAAACUGUUGAAAUAUUGGUACCAGAGUAAACCUCCACUUUCUAUUAACUACCCAACUCAGCGACAACACAUUAAAGGGAAAAGCAACGGCUGCUGCUUGGAAGAUCAUAAACAGACAGAUGUGUAA
Nanorana parkeri is the source of this 966-nucleotide messenger RNA. It is a transcript of the gene CALHM3, whose product is annotated as calcium homeostasis modulator 3. The transcript is spliced from 3 exons. The coding region runs from base 1 to 966 and encodes 321 amino acids. The record is from RefSeq and is a predicted model, not a curated record. Gene Ontology annotation, molecular function: monoatomic cation channel activity. Lineage: Eukaryota; Metazoa; Chordata; Amphibia; Anura; Dicroglossidae.